Molecule: messenger RNA, 945 nt
Organism: Colletotrichum navitas
Lineage: Eukaryota; Fungi; Ascomycota; Sordariomycetes; Glomerellales; Glomerellaceae
Product: transmembrane protein 66
Exons: 1
Coding region: 1-945 (314 amino acids)
Biological process (GO): regulation of store-operated calcium entry
Cellular component (GO): endoplasmic reticulum membrane
Source: RefSeq, a predicted model, not a curated record
AUGCAUUGCCCACUUGUCCUCGGCAUGGGGCUAACCUCCUUGCUGCCAGGCCUGGCAUCGGCCGCAAAGGUGCCGAAAAACGCAAUCCUACUCUCCGAGGUUCAGUCCCUCACCCUCCGCGGCGGGGGUGCAAAGACGACCCACCGCCGCGUGGCUGCCGCGCCGCAGCUGAAAUGCCUCUCCUCCAAGGCCAUCUGCGACUUGCACGAAAUUGAUGUCAUGCGGUGUACCAACCAGGGCGCCGGCUACUCCUCCGAGGACAUCCAGUGGUCCUGCGUCGCCUCGCUGCCCGAGGAGCUCAAGCUUGGGUCGACAGACGUCAUCUGCGAAGGCUACUCCAGCUCCGACGACCCGUACAUCCUCCGCGGGAGCUGCGGCGUCGAGUACCGACUCGCUCUGACCGACAAGGGUGAGCGGCGCUACCCGAACCUCGGCAAAGGGGGGGAUGGCGAGUCGGAUUGGGGCGCCUAUCUCUUCGGGAUCCUCUUCGUUGGCGUUCUAGCUUGGAUCGUGUACUCAGCAUGCGUGGCUGGUGCGCAGAAUCGAAGGCACGGCGGGGACGGGCGCCGCCGUGGUGGGGGAGGCGGCGGCGGCGGCGGUGGUCCCGGAGGUGGCGGCGGCGGUGGAUGGGACCCCGGCUUUGGCCAGGACGACGACCCUCCCCCACCGUAUCCGGGCACGAAACCCACCAACCAAGGCGGGCAGCAGGGAUGGCGCCCCGGGUUCUGGACGGGCGCGGGCGCGGGCGGCGCUGCAGGUUACGGAGCCGGCUACUAUCACGGCAGGAACAGCGCGAGGAACCAGUCAGGGUACGGCACCGGUGGCGGCUGGGGUAAUGACAGCACCUCAAGCUCGUGGGGGGCCGGCCCGUCCAGGUCAACCAGUUCAUCGUCGAGCUCGGCGCGCCACGAAAGCACCGGUUUCGGAUCCACCAGCAGGAGAUAG